UUUUAUAACAAGGAAAACAUUUUCAGCGUAAUGGUUUAGUAUAGUUUAAAUUUUUGUUCGAAUAAGUAAUAUUUUGCUCGUUAAUUAUAUGAUAGGCGAGAGUUUUAUCAAAUUUUAAAUAAUGAAGGCCAAAGUAUUCGUACUUACAUUCCUGUGCAAUUUGUUUUUAUUAACACAAGCAACGAUCUCUAAUGAAAAUACCACAAUACUAGAUGGAACAGCUUCGAACUAUACUACCAAACAUGUUGUGGGUGGUAGGCCUAUUGUAAUUCACACCCAAAUUCAACAUUAUGACCAACCAACGUUGAAAGAGUACCAAGAGUGCCAUGAUAAUUUAUAUAAAUGCAAAAAAGUGUGUGAAGGCGUCGAAGAUCCAGUGGUAUGUGUUAAGGAGUGUCCAGUUUGUCCGUUCCUAGUAAAAGAGAAAAUUGUAGUGCAGGGCAUUAACGAUACAGACUUUACACCAAUGUCAGCAACGCCCCUAAAUACCACAAAUAUAAUACGAUUGACAAAUCAAAUUCGGAAUGUUAUUGAGAGUCAUCAGGGCAAUAUAACUUAUCGUAAUGAAAACAUAGUCCAUGUACAUCAGAAUAUUUCAAGAGUAGGUGGUAAAUAUGGACUGGGCUAUAACAACACCGACCCAUGUUGCAUAAUUGUGAGAUCAUCGAAAAAUUGUGAAAUUAAGCCAUUCUCGACAGCAACCCGUUGCCACCACAAACGUCAUCGGGUCUGUGGCAAACAAUGUAAAUCACGUGUGAUGAUGGCCAAACGUGUGACUUUAUGCGAAAACGCAGACCCAUUCGAUGCAAAUGAAGACUAUAGUGAAGACAAUUGUCGCGAAACUGUAAAAUAUGUCCCAUAUCAGUCCCGUUGGAAACAUAACGUUAGAUCGCGAAAUAAAUGCUCAUACGUACCUUCUUGGCCAUAUGUUGUAUGUGGCCAAAAUGGAAACAGCUAUGAACAUUCCAUAUGUAAGCGUUGUCAACGAUUAACAUACUUCUAUAUUUUACAACGGGGAAUUCCAGCUCAGUGUAGCAGAUGUUUCAUGGCAUACUCCAGACCUAAUUUCGAAAUGAAUCCGCCGUCAUGGUAUCCUCUUAUGGGACCUCAUAUUGUAGACAAUGAUUUUGAGUUCGAAGAUGAUUUGGAUUUGAAUCAGGGUGGUUGGCGACAAGAUAAAACUAAGUGCAGAUUACCUAAUGGGAUCAUAAGUGAAAAUUGCAACGACUUCGAAGGUAGCGGUACAGAUGCGCCUCCUACUACUACCGAUUCUUGGGCACAUUUACCAGAGGCACAGGAUGAAUAUAUGGAAUAUGAUAAUUUCGACGACAUUGAUUUUGAGGAAACCCCACGCAGACGUCGUCAUACUUUUACCAGAUCUAAGUACAGCCGUCGAUACAGGCAAUAAAAAGGUAUCCGUCUGUUUUUAAUUUUCGGAAAGGACAUGAAUUGCAAUUUUGAAUAAUAAUUUCUCAAUGUAAAGUGAAGUAGUUCCUAAAUAUCUAUAAGAAAAGCGCACUUAAACUUAAAAAAUAAAAAAAAACAUUUGAACAUUUAAA
Messenger RNA from Calliphora vicina (urban bluebottle blowfly), 1559 nucleotides. RefSeq lists its product as uncharacterized. The record is from RefSeq and is a predicted model, not a curated record. Bases 122 to 1408 code for a protein of 428 amino acids. Lineage: Eukaryota; Metazoa; Arthropoda; Insecta; Diptera; Calliphoridae. The transcript is spliced from 2 exons.